AUGAGCUUUACCCUCCACUCGGUUUUCUUCACCCUAAAGGUGAGCAUCUUCCUGGGCUCCCUGGUUGGGCUCUGCCUGGGUCUGGAGUUCAUGGGUCUCCCCAACCAGUGGGCCCGCUACCUGCGCUGGGAUGCAAGCACGCGCAGUGACCUGAGCUUCCAGUUCAAGACCAACGUAUCCACUGGGCUGCUCCUGUAUCUGGAUGAUGGUGGUGUCUGUGACUUCCUCUGCCUCUCUCUGGUGGAUGGCCGAGUUCAGCUCCGCUUUAGCAUGGACUGCGCUGAGACAGCCGUGUUGUCCAACAAGCAGGUGAACGACAGCAGCUGGCACUUCCUCAUGGUGAGCCGUGACCGCCUGCGCACUGGGCUGGUGAUUGAUGGCGAGGGCCAGUCUGGGGAGCUACAACCUCAGAGGCCCUACAUGGAUGUGGUCAGCGACUUGUUCCUCGGUGGCGUCCCUGCUGACAUCCGACCUUCUGCCCUGACCCUCGAUGGAGUACAGAACAUGCCUGGCUUUAAGGGAUUAAUGCUGGAUCUCAAGUACGGCAACUCAGAGCCGCGGCUUCUGGGGAGCCAGGGUGUCCAGUUAGAAGCAGAGGGACCCUGUGGUGAGCGUCCCUGUGAAAAUGGUGGGAUCUGCUUCCUCUUGGAUGGCCAUCCCACCUGUGACUGUUCCACCACUGGCUAUGGCGGCACACUCUGCUCAGAAGAUGUCAGUCAAGGUCCAGGCCUUUCCCACCUUAUGAUGAGUGAACAAGCUCGAGAGGAGAACGUGGCCACUUUCCGAGGCUCAGAGUACCUGUGCUAUGACCUGUCUCAGAACCCCAUCCAGAGCAGCAGUGACGAAAUCACCCUCUCCUUUAAGACCUGGCAACGCAAUGGGCUCAUUCUACAUACGGGCAAGUCGGCCGACUAUGUUAACCUAGCUCUGAAGGAUGGCGCGGUCUCCUUGGUCAUUAACCUGGGGUCCGGGGCCUUUGAGGCUAUUGUGGAGCCCGUGAACGGGAAAUUCAACGACAACGCCUGGCAUGAUGUCAAAGUGACACGCAAUCUCCGGCAGGUGACAAUCUCUGUGGAUGGUAUCCUUACCACGACGGGUUACACUCAAGAGGACUACACCAUGCUGGGCUCAGAUGACUUCUUCUAUGUUGGCGGAAGCCCAAGCACCGCAGACUUGCCAGGCUCCCCUGUGAGCAACAACUUCAUGGGCUGCCUGAAAGAGGUUGUUUAUAAGAAUAAUGACAUCCGUCUGGAGCUGUCUCGCUUGGCCCGGAUUGGGGACACCAAGAUGAAAAUCUACGGGGAAGUUGUGUUCAAAUGUGAGAAUGUGGCCACGCUGGACCCCAUCAACUUUGAGACCCCAGAGGCUUACAUCAGCUUGCCCAAGUGGAACACCAAACGUAUGGGCUCCAUCUCCUUUGACUUUCGCACCACUGAGCCCAAUGGCCUGAUCCUCUUCACUCAUGGGAAGCCCCAAGAAAGGAAAGACGUCCGGAGCCAAAAGAACACAAAAGUUGACUUCUUUGCUGUGGAGCUUCUUGAUGGCAACCUGUAUUUGCUACUUGACAUGGGCUCAGGCACCAUCAAAGUGAAGGCCACUCAGAAGAAAGCCAAUGAUGGGGAAUGGUACCAUGUGGACAUUCAGCGGGAUGGCAGAUCAGGUACCAUAUCUGUGAACAGCAGGCGCACGCCGUUCACCGCCAGUGGUGAGAGUGAAAUCUUGGACCUGGAGGGCGACAUGUAUCUGGGCGGGCUGCCAGAGAACCGAGCUGGCCUUAUUCUGCCCACGGAACUCUGGACUGCCAUGCUCAACUAUGGCUAUGUGGGCUGCAUCCGUGACCUAUUCAUUGACGGGCGCAGCAAGAACAUCCGGCAGCUGGCGGAAAUGCAGAAUGCGGCAGGCGUCAAGUCUUCCUGUUCACGAAUGAGCGCCAAGCAGUGUGACAGCUACCCCUGCAAGAACAAUGCGGUGUGCAAGGACGGCUGGAACCGCUUCAUUUGCGAUUGCACUGGCACUGGCUACUGGGGAAGAACCUGUGAAAGAGAGGCAUCCAUCCUAAGCUAUGACGGCAGUAUGUACAUGAAGGUCAUCAUGCCCAUGGUGAUGCACACAGAAGCAGAGGAUGUGUCUUUCCGCUUCAUGUCACAACGAGCCUAUGGGCUGCUGGUAGCCACUACCUCCAGGGACUCUGCAGAUACACUGCGUCUAGAGUUGGAUGGUGGGCGUGUCAAGCUCAUGGUGAACUUAGACUGUAUCAGGAUAAACUGUAACUCCAGCAAAGGACCUGAGACCCUGUACGCAGGUCAGAAGCUCAAUGACAAUGAGUGGCACACCGUCCGGGUGGUGCGCAGAGGAAAAAGCCUUAAGCUGACAGUGGAUGAUGACGUGGCCGAGGGUACGAUGGUGGGAGACCACACCCGCCUGGAGUUCCACAAUAUUGAGACUGGUAUCAUGACGGAGAAGCGCUACAUCUCUGUGGUCCCUUCCAGCUUCAUUGGCCAUCUUCAGAGCCUCAUGUUCAAUGGCUUGCUCUACAUAGAUUUGUGCAAAAAUGGGGACAUUGACUACUGUGAACUGAAGGCUCGGUUUGGGCUGAGGAACAUCAUCGCUGACCCUGUGACUUUCAAGACCAAGAGCAGCUACUUGACCCUCGCCACCCUCCAGGCCUAUACCUCCAUGCACCUCUUUUUCCAGUUCAAGACCACAUCAGCUGACGGCUUCAUUCUUUUCAAUAGUGGCGAUGGCAAUGAUUUCAUUGCAGUUGAGCUGGUCAAGGGGUACAUACACUAUGUGUUUGAUCUUGGCAAUGGUCCCAAUGUGAUCAAAGGCAACAGUGACCGCCCCCUGAAUGACAACCAGUGGCACAAUGUUGUCAUCACUCGGGACAACAGCAAUACCCACAGCCUGAAAGUCGACACCAAGGUAGUCACUCAGGUCAUCAAUGGUGCCAAAAAUCUGGAUUUGAAAGGUGAUCUCUACAUGGCUGGCUUAGCUCAGGGCAUGUACAGCAACCUUCCGAAGCUUGUGGCCUCCCGGGAUGGAUUUCAGGGCUGUCUGGCCUCUGUAGACUUGAACGGGCGCCUGCCUGAUCUCAUCAAUGAUGCUCUCCACAAGAGUGGGCAGAUCGAGCGAGGCUGUGAAGGACCCAGUACAACGUGUCAGGAGGAUUCAUGUGCCAACCAAGGAGUUUGCAUGCAGCAAUGGGAAGGCUUCACCUGUGACUGCUCGAUGACAUCAUAUUCGGGAAACCAGUGCAAUGACCCUGGUGCCACAUACAUCUUUGGGAAAAGCGGUGGCCUCAUCCUCUACACCUGGCCAGCAAAUGACAGACCCAGCACACGCUCUGACCGCCUGGCUGUGGGCUUCAGCACCACUGUGAAGGAUGGCAUCUUGGUGCGCAUUGACAGUGCCCCGGGACUUGGAGACUUCCUCCAGCUUCACAUAGAACAAGGGAAAAUUGGAGUUGUCUUCAAUAUCGGCACCGUGGACAUCUCCAUCAAAGAAGAGAGGACCCCUGUCAAUGACGGCAAAUACCACGUGGUGCGCUUUACCAGAAAUGGCGGCAAUGCCACACUUCAGGUGGACAACUGGCCAGUGAAUGAACAUUAUCCUACAGGCAACACUGAUAAUGAACGCCUCCAAAUGGUAAAACAGAAAAUCCCCUUCAAAUAUAACCGGCCCGUAGAGGAGUGGCUGCAGGAAAAAGGCCGGCAGUUAACCAUCUUCAACACCCAGGCUCAAAUAGCCAUUGGAGGAAAGGACAAAGGACGCCUCUUCCAAGGCCAACUCUCUGGGCUCUAUUAUGAUGGUUUGAAAGUACUGAACAUGGCCGCUGAGAACAACCCUAAUAUUAGAAUCAAUGGAAGUGUUCGGCUAGUGGGAGAAGUCCCAUCAGUCUCGGGAACAACACAGACGACCUCCAUGCCCCCUGAAAUGUCUACCACUGUCAUGGAAACCACCACCACUAUGGCUACCACCACCACCCGCAAGAAUCGCUCUACAGCCAGCAUUCAGCCAACAUCAGAUGACCUUGUUUCAUCUGCUGAAUGUUCAAGUGAUGACGAAGACUUUGUCGAGUGUGAACCGAGUACAGAUAAGAGUCUUUCCACUUCAAUCUUCGAAGGUGGCUACAAAGCACAUGCGCCCAAGUGGGAAUCCAAGGACUUUAGACCUAACAAAGUCUCGGAAACUAGUAGAACUACAACCACAUCUUUGUCCCCUGAGCUGAUCCGCUUCACAGCGUCCUCCUCGUCUGGGAUGGUGCCCAAAUUGCCAGCUGGCAAAAUGAAUAACCGUGAUCUCAAACCCCAGCCUGAUAUAGUCUUGCUUCCGUUGCCCACUGCCUAUGAGCUAGACAGCACCAAACUGAAGAACCCACUAAUCACUUCCCCCAUGUUCCGUAAUGUGCCCACAGCAAACCCCACGGAGCCAGGAAUCAGACGGGUUCCGGGGGCCUCAGAGGUGAUCCGGGAGUCCAGCAGUACAACAGGGAUGGUCGUCGGCAUUGUGGCUGCUGCCGCCCUCUGCAUCUUGAUCCUCCUGUACGCCAUGUACAAGUACAGGAACAGGGACGAGGGGUCCUAUCAAGUGGACGAGACGAGGAACUACAUCAGCAACUCGGCCCAGAGCAACGGCACGCUCAUGAAGGAGAAGCAAGCCAGCUCCAAGAGCGGCCAUAAGAAACAGAAAAACAAAGACAAGGAGUAUUAUGUGUAA
This is a messenger RNA of Alexandromys fortis (reed vole), 4716 nucleotides long. It is a transcript of the gene Nrxn3, whose product is annotated as neurexin 3. The transcript has 20 exons. The record is from RefSeq and is a predicted model, not a curated record. The coding region runs from base 1 to 4716 and encodes 1571 amino acids. Lineage: Eukaryota; Metazoa; Chordata; Mammalia; Rodentia; Cricetidae.